Molecule: messenger RNA, 1136 nt
Organism: Cuscuta epithymum
Lineage: Eukaryota; Viridiplantae; Streptophyta; Magnoliopsida; Solanales; Convolvulaceae
Source: the annotation of a GenBank genome assembly
GAAAAAUGCUUUCUUCUUAACGAAAAUGGAUACAAAGAGGAUUUUUGUAAUGGGAUUGGGUUCCAAGUUUUAAAUGGGCAAUAGCUUCUUCUCUUUUCGUGUAUAUUGCUCCCAGACCUUCUUGUUAAUUUUGUUAUUGGAAUUGGGAUUUUCUUAACAUUCUAGGGUUCUGAAAAUUAUAAAGUUUAAUCACUAACUUUCAUUAAGUACAAUCUUUAUUUUUGUCAUAAAUACAAACUAUUUCUUACAUUAAACAAAAAAAUAGGAGUAAUAGGAAAAAAAACAGGCAGCAUAUGGCUGCAGUACAGCCAACACAUAGGAAGGAAGGAGGAAAAGGAUAGGCUGCUGCAAUUAGUGAAACCAGAAAUGGAAGCAAGUCUAAUUGGAGUAGUUAUGAACACCAAAAGCCAUAAAUCUCUGGGUUUACCAUCCGGAUGGAAAACCAUCGGUCCAGAUUCACUCUUCAAGAAAUCUAACGGUUCAUGGAUAUGUUUUCCCAGACCCAAACCCUCCCCACCAAGACCCAUCAUCAGUUCUGCCAUCCCAACCAUACCAGAGAUCAUGGAGACAUCAAGAGCUCAGAAUAUUGACCUCCAGCUCACCACAGUGGGACCCUUUUUCAGGGUAACAGCCAGAAACCUGAAAACCAAGAAUGAGAUUGGGGUGGCUCAAGGGAUAACGAGGGUAUGGUUUGGGGGCAAAAUUCUGCAUCUGGACUCCAUUAAGCUGAGGAAGGAGACAGUUGGGAUGGAGAAGUCUUUAUUUGGGAUAGGAGUUUUUAUUGGAGCAGUGGCAAUCAGGCAUGGAUAUGACUGUGGAUGUACCAAAGCUGAGUUGCUCGCCAUUAAUGACACUCCUCUUUACCACUCCAAGCUGGUCAGAUUCUACAAAAGAAUAGGGUUCAAAGUGGUGCAAGAAGUGAAGGGUGAGUCACUGGGAGAUGUGGGGCACAUGCUAGUUUGGGGAGGUAUAGGGACCAGAAUGGAUGCUGAAAUUAAAGAUCUCCUCAUCAAAUGGUGUUCCAGAUUCAAACCAGUACAAGGGCUCCAGCCUGACUCACCUGAAAUAUCUCCCCCAAACUGCCUCCCACCACUGAAUGAUAAGAGCUCUGUAUAAUCUUGAUUCACUAUGGUUUU